Messenger RNA from Platichthys flesus (European flounder), 4408 nucleotides. RefSeq names its product kelch repeat and BTB (POZ) domain containing 2 (gene kbtbd2). The transcript has 3 exons. NCBI's taxonomy places the organism in Eukaryota, Metazoa, Chordata, Actinopteri, Pleuronectiformes, Pleuronectidae. The record is from RefSeq and is a predicted model, not a curated record. Gene Ontology annotation, molecular function: protein binding. The coding region runs from base 353 to 2251 and encodes 632 amino acids.
CCCCCCCCCCCCCCCUCUACCUCUGGUCCCCGGAGCCUCACUGCAUGACCUCAGACGACAGACGUACCCACGGGGGGAAACCGCCCCUUCCUCCGGACGCCUGACGCGUACGCUCGGUGGCCACAACCUCAAAACCGUCUCAUCUUUCAACUCAUCCUCAGCAGAAGGAGCAGCAGACAUCUUUCCACACAGGAUCUGAACACCUCCACUCCGGCCAGUGGAGGUGUCGCAGAGCCACUUUCCUUCUCGAAUCUAUAAGAAUAGAUAUCUUUUUUUCUCCUGGUUGUUUUGUGUCCGGUUCUGCCGGCCGCGUGACUUUUCAAAACUGGGGCGCGAUUCAUGGGAUGCAACCAUGUCGGAUCUCAGUGAGCGCAGGCCGGUCAACACGGACUACGCUGUCUCCCUGCUGGAGCAGCUCAAGUUCUUUUACGAACAGAAAUUACUGACUGAUGUUGUGCUGCUGGUGGAGGACACGGAGUUCCCGUGUCACAAGAUGGUCUUGGCCACAUGUAGCUCCUAUUUCAGAGCGAUGUUCAUGAGCGGCCUCAGCGAGAGCAAGCAGACCCACGUCCACCUGAGGAACGUGGACCCGGCCACCCUGCAGAUCAUCAUCACCUACGCCUACACGGGGAACCUGGCCAUCAGCGACAGCACCGUGGAGCCGCUGUACGAGACCGCCUGCUUCCUACAGGUGGAGGACGUCCUGCUGCAAUGCAGAGACUAUCUGGUGAAGAAGAUAAAUGCUGAGAACUGCGUCCGCAUGCUGAGCAUCGGAGACCUGUUCAGCUGCAGUGAGCUCAAGCAGUGCGCCAAACGCAUGGUGGAGCACAAGUUCCCCAUGGUGUACCGACAGGAGGCCUUCCUGCAGCUGUCCCACGAGCUGCUGAUCGACGUCCUGAGCAGCGACAACCUCAACGUGGAGAAGGAGGAGACGGUGCGCGAGGCGGCCAUGCUGUGGCUGGAGUACAACAUGGAGACCCGCUCGCAGCACCUGUCCUCUGUGCUCAGUCAGAUCCGCAUCGACGCCCUGUCCGAGGUGACGCAGCGCGCCUGGUUCCAGGGCCUGCCGCCCAACGACAAGUCCGUGGUGGUGCAGGGCCUCUACAAGUCCAUGCCCAAGUUCUUCAAGCCCCGGUUAGGCAUGACCAAGGAGGAGAUGCUGAUCUUCAUGGAGGCCUUGUCGGAAACGCAAGUGGAGGGCUACGUGAUGUCGGGGUCCCUGCCCACCACGGUGGUGUGUUACAGUCCGCAGGCGGAGAAGGUGUACAAGCUCAACAACCCCCCCGGAGACCUGCAGAAGGUGGGGACCCUCGUUACACCCGACAACGAUGUGUUCAUCGCUGGAGGUCAGAUCCCUCUCAAAAACUCCAUCACCAACCACGGCAAGAGCGGCAAGUUACAGGCCGUGUUCCGCUCGGUCGAUGGCUUCUACUGGUUCGAUGCCCAGCAAAACGCCUGGGUGCCCAAAACCCCCAUGCUGUGUGCCCGCAUCAAGCCCUCGCUGGUCUACUGCGAGGGCUACAUCUAUGCAAUCGGGGGCGAUAACGUCGGGGGGGAGCUGAACAAGCGCACGGUGGAGCGCUACGACUGCGAGAAGGACGAGUGGAGCAUGAUGAGCCCUCUGCCCUUCGCCUGGAACUGGAGCACCUCGGUGGUGGCACACGACUGCAUCUACGUGAUGACCCACGACCUGAUGUACUGCUACUUCCCCCGGGCCGACACCUGGGUGGAGAUGGCCAUGCGCAAGACCAGCCGCUGCUUCGCCUCCGCCGCCGCCUUCGGUGACCUCAUCUUCUACAUCGGCGGCCUCCACGUGGUCAGCAACUCGGGCGUCCGCCUGCCGACGAGCACCAUCGACGGCUCCUCCGUGACCGUGGAGAUCUACGACGUCAACAAGAACGAGUGGCGCCUGGCCGCCAACAUCCCCGCCAAGCGCUACUCGGACCCGUGCGUGCGGGCGGUGGUGCUCCUCAACUCGUUGUGUAUCUUCAUGCGUGAAACCCACAUGAACGAGCGCGCCAAGUACGCCAUCUACCAGUACGACGUGGAGCUGGACAGCUGGUACCUGCGGCAGCCGGUGUCCGAGCGCGUCCUCUGGGACCUGGGGAAGGACUUCCGCUGCGCCGUGGGGAAGCUGUACCCCUCCUGCCUGGAGGAGUCCCCCUGGAAACCCCCCACCUACCUCUUCUCCCCCGACGGGGCGGAGGAGUUCGAGGUGGACGGGGAGCUGGUGACCCUCCCUCACGUAUAGCUCUUAACCUCCUCCUCCUCCCCCCCCCCCGCCUCGCUGACCAGACCAGGCAUCUGUCACGCUGAGGGAUGAACACGAAGGGGGGGGCGUGAGUUCUCUGAGACACGGAAAGGCUUCGCCGGCCUCGUGGACGUUUCUCUGGAGGCGUCGGAGGCUUCGAAGCGACGGAGCCCGACGCAACAAGAAGAUUCCCCCGAAAGAAAACUAGUAAUCUGAAAAUCUCUUUUCUUAUUUUGUCAUUUGUGACAUCUGUUAGAUAUUACUACAGGCCUGUCAUACUGUUUCUACAAUGUGAUCUCAAUGUCAACUGAUUUUUGUGAGGAUGAUGAGGAUGAUGCACUUAACUGGUAAAAAAAAAGAAAACUCUCGGAAUGGCAACUGUACCAAAAUCUCCCAGGCCCCCCCCCCUCCCCCCCGCUCUCCGACCGUAGGCUUCCCUCUCUCCUCCUCCUCUUCCUCUUCUCCUCUUCGUCUCCUCCUCUUCUCGCACCACUGAUAAAGUGAAACUCUGCAAAACAUCUGUUUUUAAAUGAUCCAACUCACACCCGCUGUCGUCUUGAAGGUUCGGCUCUGAAAAGUUUGUGUUUCGCUUCGUGGUGGAAGUUCAGCUCGAAUUAAUCCACUUCCAACAUCUCAUUGACUUUAAUGGAGGAAGUUAGUUCUGUGUUAAUCCACUGACCCAAAACCUGAUGCCUCUGAAAACUAAAGGACCUUGUGAAUAUAAAGUUAACUCGUUUAUUCAGGUCGAUAACGAACAGGUUGUUAGAAUGUUCUGAUGAUUCUGAGCGGGGCGGCGUCCGUCCACAUUCUUCUUCUGAUGAUUUCAUAAAAUGGCAGAACAGUGUAAAGUCGUAGCAGCCCGAACUUGAACCUUUUCAGGUGAGUCAGGCAGUUUGAGAUGCUGACGAUUUUAAAAAUCGACUCAUUGAUGAAUAUUGAAAUUGGCUGUUGCCUCAGAAAUUUGAAAAGAUAUUUCCAUCGUAUUACUCUGAGCUCUGAAGCGACGUCUCCAGAACUGUAACAGACAUUUCAGACGCUGGAGAAUAUAACUGUCACAACAAUGUCAUUACAUCAGAUACUGUUUUUAUAACUAACUCAAUUUUAAGUCACAUUUGAAUCAGAUUAAGACUACUUAAAAAGGUAAAUAAUAUAUUAAUUAUUCUGCAGAUGGUUUCCCGGAUGAAUUAUCGAUUUUAUUAUUUGUUUUCAUUCAUUUUCUCAAUUUAAACGUCUGUUGUUUCCAAACUGCUCCAAAGAGCAAGAGACGAACUUUUCAGAGCCGCCUUUUAAAACCUGCAACUUCACACAUGUAGAUCUCUGCUCGGAGUGUUGGUCACCGACAGGAUCCGUGGGUUCGAUUCCCCUCGAGGCUUCGCAGACGACCGGGGUUCUCCUGGAGAGGGGGUGGGGGGGGCCGACGGGGAAACAAGUGAGCGGGGGAGAGAGCGACUGCAGGUCCGGUCGCCCAUCACCUCUCCUCCCUCACCGCUCGGCCCCCCCGACCCCGCUGCAGCGCCUCCACCCCCCCCACCCGUGCACACAGGUCUUCCACACAGCCGGCAUUGACACCUCGCCCUGUCCAUCGUCACACGAUCACGAUACUUGUGUUUUUCUUUCCACACGAGUUCUCUGCAAACACACAACUCCACUCAGCACACACGUAGGUUUCAGGCUCAUGCAUUUUUCUUUCUUUUUUUUUAUUCCCAAGCUGCUGAAAUAUAUAUAUAUAAUGAAAUAUAUAUUUUUCAUAUGUUUAAAAGACAAACUGUUUUAGUGUGGGGAAAAUAACCAGGUCUAUUUUGUAUUAGUGUCUUUUUUUUUAUUUAAUAUCAGACAUUACUGUAGUGUGAUUGUGGGUAGACAUCCAUUUUCCUAUCGGAUUGAAUUUUUUUUCUGAGUGAAUUCUUGCUGCUGAUUGGUUGUGAGAGGAGAGGGCUGGCCCAGGGCUGUUGCUUCGGGAAUCGUCCCAGCAACCACUAGCAGUAGUGGAGGGGGGGGGUGUGGCGGGCUACCUUUAAAAACAUGAGCACAGGUGCUUCAUGACAAACCCUUACUAGCAUGUCUGGCUGCAUCAUAUUCCCAUGGCACUGUAUUUUGAAUGAACGUUAAUUUAUUAAAAAACAUACCAAAAACGUUCCUGAAACUGAGACUCCACGU